Molecule: messenger RNA, 700 nt
Organism: Zeugodacus cucurbitae (melon fly)
Lineage: Eukaryota; Metazoa; Arthropoda; Insecta; Diptera; Tephritidae
Product: calphotin
Exons: 2
Coding region: 9-623 (204 amino acids)
Source: RefSeq, a predicted model, not a curated record
AACUGUGCAUGAGCUUUAUUUUUUUGCAGUAUAAAAUUCGCACGGAUUUAUUAGGAAAUUAUCAGUCAGCUCCCACACUACUAACUGUAAGGCACCAAAACCACUACCAAAACAGCAACAACAUGGUCAAAUACAUCACAUUUGUCGCCCUUUUCGCUAUCGCUACCGCUGCUCCCGGUUUCAUCGCUCAACCCGUUGUGACUAAAGUAGGUGCCGUUAUACACAGCGUUCCCUCGGCAACUUCUCAUCAGAGUAUUACCCAAGUGCAUAACAAUGCCCAUAUUGUAACACCUGUAGUGAAAACAUUGGCUCCUGUGGUCCAUGCUGCUCCUGUCGUUCCAGUUGUGAAAACUUACUCAGCCCCUGUGGUUCCAGUUGUGAAAACCUACUCAGCACCAGUAGUGAAGACUGUUGCCCCGAUCUUCCCAGUUGUGAAGACAUACUCUGCUCCAGUAAUUCAUGCUGCCCCAGGGGUUCCAGUUGUGAAGACGUACUCUGCCCCAGUGGUUCACCAUGUUCCAGUAGUGAAGUCUGUUGUUGCCCCAGUGGUGCCAGUGGUCCAGGCUGCUCCCGUUAUUAAAUCGUUUGUUUCCGCUCCAGUAGCACACUUUGUUCAUCACUAAAUUUAAAUUUUGCGUUCUUCAUAUACCUUCUUGUUUGUUUUAAAUAAAUGUACGACAUAUGCUUAACCUUACUUUGA